CGUGCGCGCGGUUUGUUUGACGAUAUAAAACACUUCAUAUUUCUCGGCUGUAUUUUGUAAUGUAAACUCUGAAAUACUCAUUGUUCUACAUACACCGAGAGGGUUAUCCUAAACUAGAAAGAUACUGAUAAAACUAAGAAGAGCGUUUAAAUAUAAUAUAUAUAUCGACGUGUAACUACAGAAGUGAGAUCUACUGUAACUGUUAAAGAUGGCUUUUGUUAAGGUGAAAGAGGAGGAGGACGCGUGUGUUCCACAACCCUGUUACAUAAACAAUGAAAAACAAUCAGGAGUGAUUAAAGUGAAAGAGGAAAUCCAGGAUGUGAAUGAAGAGGAGGAGAAAUAUCAGCCCCAGAGUUUCCAAGAUGCCAUAAAAGAAGAACAAUCAUUGCCUUCUUCCCAAACUGAAGAUAGUUCCUCGCAAAGCAGAGCUCAAAGGACAAGAAAGCCUCCAUGUGGAAACACUUUCACACAUACAAGAAAGCUUACCAAGCAAAUGACAAGUGACAAACCCUCGGAAAACCACAGUAGAACGGGCCACUUCACAUGCAACCAAUGUGGGAAGACUUACGUGUAUAAAUCCAAAUAUGAUCAACACAUACAAAUCCACACUAACAACAUUUUCAGGUGCUCCCUUUGUGAAAAGAGUUUCAUAUAUAAAACUCAGCUGGACAUUCACAUGAGAGUCCACACCAAAGAAGAGCCCUACUCAUGCCAUCAGUGUGAGGAGACUUUCAGAUGGAGCAACAGCCUCAAGUAUCAUCUGCUGCGUCAUCAUUCUGAAGUGCUGGAGUAUAAAUGUGAUCAGUGCACUAAAACAUUUGCUAAAGCGUCAUACCUGAAGAGUCACCUCAACACUCACGCGAAAGAGAAGUAUUGUGAUUGUGCCGCUUGUAAAAAGAGAUUCUUGCAGUCAGGAAAGGCUGGAAAAGUGAAUGCGUCAGGUGUUUCACACAAAAAGAAAAACACGUUUACCUGCUCUCAGUGUGGACUGGUUUUCACAUGUAAAAGACAACUUGAUAAACAUAUGGUAAGUCACGAUAAAGGGACGUGUGCGCAGUGUGGAAAGAUGUUCACGACCCUUCAUACCCUUAAAAUUCACAUGAGAAUUCACACUGGAGAGAAACCAUUCACCUGCUCUCAGUGUGGGAAGAGAUUCUCACAUGAUGGAAACUUUAGGAGGCACAAAUUAAAUUACCAUCAAGAUGCACAAGCAGUUUUACCUGAGAAAAAGAUUACAAAAUCCAAACGCUAAGGUUAUCAGGGACCAGUUUUUCAACAAAUUUAACCUGGAUCAGUUUUGUCCAUAUUUGGAAAUCCUUUGUUUUGCUUUCUUUCUUUACGACAGUUUUUUAAAGGAACAUUGGGUUGGAUCAUUGUGAUUAAAAUACCAAAUUUCAGUUUACCAGAGCCUUAAAUGGAACCAACAGUGUAGCCUACUGGCUUAGCAAAGAACAAUAGGUAGGCAAAAUACCAGUGGCCACAAACAGCCAUUGUUUUAAUGGUAAGAAACCGAAACACUGCAAUCAACAAACAUUUUACACUUUUAGUUUGUUCUAAUACAAUUCUGCUUUGAUAUUGUUUUGUUGUUGUU
Danio aesculapii is the source of this 1591-nucleotide messenger RNA. RefSeq names its product zinc finger protein 266. Gene Ontology annotation, biological process: regulation of transcription by RNA polymerase II. Bases 209 to 1252 code for a protein of 347 amino acids. Gene Ontology annotation, molecular function: RNA polymerase II cis-regulatory region sequence-specific DNA binding; DNA-binding transcription factor activity, RNA polymerase II-specific. The record is from RefSeq and is a predicted model, not a curated record. The transcript is spliced from 2 exons. Lineage: Eukaryota; Metazoa; Chordata; Actinopteri; Cypriniformes; Danionidae.